This is a messenger RNA of Euleptes europaea (tarantolino), 297 nucleotides long. RefSeq names its product interleukin-20-like. The transcript has 3 exons. NCBI's taxonomy places the organism in Eukaryota, Metazoa, Chordata, Lepidosauria, Squamata, Sphaerodactylidae. The record is from RefSeq and is a predicted model, not a curated record. Bases 40 to 297 code for a protein of 85 amino acids.
GAUAGAUGUUGCCUCAUUCAUCUCAUCUUCAAGUUCUACAUGGACAAAGUGUUCAGGCAAUGUGAGACAGAAAAUCUUCACGUCAAUCGGAAAAUAAGUGGCAUAGCCAACUCCUUCCUCAGCACAGAAAAGCAACUCAGACAAUGUGAAGACCACAAUAUUUGCAACUGUGGAGAAUAUGCAAUGAACAAAUUUAAGCAGAUUAUCUCCAACUAUGAGCAGAUGGAUGUCACCUCUGCUGCAACUAAAGCCCUUGGAGAACUGGAUAUUUUACUUGAUUGGUUGGACGCAUAUUAG